AUGAUCCCUGAACCGAUCCAGACCGAGACUACUAGUGUAGAAUCACCGAGCAAUGAUAAAAUCAGCAAAGUUGAAAGCACAGCCCCAAAGCCUGCUCUCACCUAUAACGAAAUCCAAGAGCAGUUGGGACUCACACCAACAACAAUCGUGCUUGCCAAAGUGAAGGGCUACAGACCCUGGCCUGCCAUGGUGCUUGAAGAGGAUAUAUUACCAGAAAAUAUUAAGAAAAUCAAGCCGAAAACGGUACGGCUCGAGAAGAAAUCGACGAAACCUGUCAUCAAUGUUCCCGUGCGCUUUUUCAGCGACGACACCUAUAUAUGGAUCAAGUCCUGCGACUUGAAGAUCUUGGGAGAGCAAACCAUCAAUGAGUUUUUGGCAAAGAGAGCCUCUCAGAAAAAGCAUGACCUUCUAAUCGACGCGUACAAGUUAGCCCAAGAUCCGCCAGAUAUGAGAGAGUUCAACAUGUGGGGCUCUGCUGGUGAACCAGACCCCAAUGCACAAGAGCCGGCGACGAAAAAGCUCAAAUUGAGCAUCAAGUUGAAGAGUACGCCCAAGAAAGCGACGAAAAAGUCGACCGCUUCUACUAAAUACACCGAACCCCAGCAAAAGAAGGAGCCUAAGAAACCACGUUAUGUCUUCGACGAAUAUGAUGAUUUAGAAGAAGAUGAUGACAGCGAGCCCUCGCUAUCUCCUGUUGGAAUGCUGCAUCAGGAAGGGUACGACUCUGACUGGGGAUUGGAUGAGCCCUCGUAUGAUUUCAAAUCGGGAGAUUUCAUUUUCGAAAAGAGAGAGGAUCAGGAAAAAUUUGCAACUGAAUUUCCUAGAGGCGCAGAGUUGGCCGCCGAAUUAGAAGAGUACCAAGAAGAAGUCUCGAAAAUUCAUAGCAAGAUUGCCAAGUCUCUAGUGGACGGGAAAGAGAGUGACGAGAGAAUCAUUCUUUCGCAGCUACGAAACCUUGAGAAACUCUUGACGGGCUCAAAGAUGCCUCUUGUUGCGUUUGUUAAGUCCCCAUUAUACAGAGUGCUCCUUCUAAUAAUGCACAGGCCCAAGGAACAGAAGCUGCCCGAAACAGUAAGAAAAGCCAUCAAGAACAUCAUGCUGAUCAUUUCUCUUGAGCCGUGUGAGAUCUCUACGGAAGACCUUGAACCUGAGACAAAAGCAGAGUCAGAGAACAAAGAGUUGGCUACAGUAAAGGAGGAGUCCAGCAACAAUAAUGAGAGCUCUAAUGAGACAACUGAGAAGAACAGCGAGAAAAUAGAGGUGAACGAGGUCGUGGAGACUCUCGAUGGCGGAAAGGAUGAUUCAAACGGAACUCGCCAGUCCCGAGGCUCCACUCACUGA
Australozyma saopauloensis is the source of this 1341-nucleotide messenger RNA. RefSeq lists its product as uncharacterized. Bases 1 to 1341 code for a protein of 446 amino acids. The record is from RefSeq and is a predicted model, not a curated record. NCBI's taxonomy places the organism in Eukaryota, Fungi, Ascomycota, Pichiomycetes, Serinales, Metschnikowiaceae. The transcript has a single exon.